CUCCAAGGCAGUCAGGACAAAGUGCCAGCAAAACUACGUCCAGGAUGCAGAGAAACGUGAUGAUCACACACCUUCUCACCUUUCUUCAGAUCUGAUUCAUCUUGUAGAUAAGACGAGGACAAAGUGCUUGAGGAGUCCACAAACUGCAGGUUUAAAAUACAAGUAACCUUCCUGCCGAUCAGCAACAUGCCGGAGUUAAACUGCUCCCUCGCUGCUCUUUUCACAUCUGCUGCCACUGUUUUCAGUGACGUGGGCUGCCCCGAGGCUGCUGUGCUGUGUGGGAUGAAUAUCUCCUGGGUGUUGGCUAAUGCCACCGCACAAGAUCUGGGUGACAUGUGCUUGAGUGAGGAGGAGUAUCUGGCCAAGCAGCUGGGGCCCUCAAGGUCCCCCAUCUUCCUUCCCGUCUGCAUCACCUACCUCACCAUCUUCAUGGUGGGCGUGCUGGGCAAUUCUCUGACCUGCACUGUCAUUUUGCGCCACAGGGUGAUGCAGACGCCCACUAACUACUACCUGCUGAGCCUGGCGGUGUCUGAUCUGCUGGUGCUGUUGCUGGGCAUGCCAUUAGAGCUGUAUGAGAUGUGGCAGAACUACCCCUUCCUGCUCGGGGAGGGGGGCUGCUACUUCAAAACUUUCCUGUUUGAGACGGUUUGCUUUGCCUCCAUCCUCAAUGUCACAGCGCUCAGCGUGGAGCGCUACGUGGCGGUGGUGCACCCUCUCAAAGUCAAACACAUGGCCACGCGUGCUCAUGUCAAGAGGGUCAUCGUCAUGCUGUGGGUGCUGUCCAUGUUGUGUGCUGUGCCAAACACCAGUCUGCAUGGGAUUGCGGUGCUGCCUCCAAGGUUUGGACGACAGUUUCCCCAAUCUGCUAUCUGCUAUGUGAUUAAGCCCAAAUGGAUGUACAACCUGAUCAUCCUGAUUUCCACGCUGGCCUUCUUCCUGCUCCCCAUGUUGAUAAUCAGCGUUCUCUACCUGCUCAUUGGCCUGCAUCUGUACAAGGAGAGGAUAAUUGUGGUGGACACCAGGGGUAGCUUUGGACCAGAAAGUCUCUCCAGGUCUCACGAGCAGAAGCUGAGCAAACGCAACCUGCAAGUCACCAAGAUGCUGUGUGUGCUGGUGGUUAUGUUCGGCAUUUGCUGGGCUCCCUUCCACGUGGACCGCUUGAUGUGGAGCUACAUUGACCAGACGUCCGAGGAGCACCUCCAGGUUUUUGAGCACGUCCACAUCGUCUCCGGAGUUUUUUUCUACCUGAGCUCUGCUGUCAACCCCAUCCUCUACAACCUCAUGUCCACGAGGUUCAGAGAAAUGUUCAGUCACUUUACCUGUUAUUCUCACAGCUGGUCGUUACAAUCCAGCAUACAGAUGACCCAACGCAGCACCUUGAGCGAGAAAACACUAAACAGCAUGAAAUGUUCUUAGUCGGGGCCAAAGGACAUCCGAGAACAUUAUAUACAGAAGUUAAAGGAAAAACCAAAGUGGAGAAAUGCAAGAGCCUGGAAAUGUUGUGGAUCAUAUCCUAUGGCCUACAAAGUAUCCAGAAUUCAUUUCAGCUAGCUACCACCAUCACCAACACACAAAAGUGAUGUGAAAUGAGUGAAUGUCAUCCCUCCAAUAGAGCUCAGAGACUUGAAGAAUCUGCUAAGGAGUACUGAAGCUCUUCUGGAGGCCUGUGAUGUUCCAGCACCUCAUAAGACACUUUUCUUUGGUUUUUCCUUUGACUUGUCAUCCAUGACUAAAUAUAAGUUGCCCAUUGACUUUCAUAUUAGAAAGGCUCCCCAAAUGGAAGGAUAACCCUCAAAGUGUUGGUGGAUGUUGCAUGAAGAUGUAAUGACAUUUCCCCGAAUGGACAGAACCACAUAAUGAAAGGUUAUGUGGCAAGCCUUAAAGGUCCAUCGUCUAAGAUUUAGGGGGAUAUAUUGGCAAAAAUUGAUUAUAAUAAGUAUGUUUUCUUAUGUUUUUGUAUAAUCACAUGGAAAUGAGAAUCAUUGUGUUUUUGUUACCUUAGAAUGAGCCAUUUAGGUGCGAGUCAGCACCUCCCAAUCUGCUGGCAAACCGGGCUGGGGGGAGAGUUACUGCCUCAAGCAAGGGAGUUCAAUUAUCUGGGUCCUGUCCACAAGUGAGGGUAGAAUGGAGUGGGAGAUGGAUUGGUGGUUUGGUGCGGCAUCUGCAGUGAUGCAGGUGCUGCACCGGACCAUCAUGGUGAAGAGGCAUUCUGAGCCAGAAGGCAAAGCUUUCAAUUUACUGGUCCGUCUACAUCCCAACCCUCACCUAUCAUCAAGAGCUCUGAAUAGUGACCGAAAGAAUGAGGUUGCAGAUACAAGCAGCUGAAAUGAGUUUCCUCUGUGGGGUGUCUGGGCUCAGCCUCAGAGAUAGGGUGAAGGGCUCGGAUAUCUGGAAGGAUCUCGGAGUAGAGCCACUGCUCCUUCGCAUUGAAAGGGGUCAGUUGAGGUGGUACAGGCCCAGCCCUGGAUAAGCGGAUGAAAAUGGAUGUCUGUAUGUUUUUGUUACCUACGAGUGAGCCAUUUAUAUCUACAUAGGGAGCAGGUCCUUGUCUACAGAGAUCGCCACGUUGCAUAGCCAUGUUUCUACAGUAGCCAAGAAUAACCAAACUAGCUCUAGAUUGGGUCAUUGACGUUUUCACAUCGGCCACUGUAGUUAGAAGUCCCUCUGCAACUAGAGCAUCGGAAAAAUGUUUUUUUAAUGUGAAAAUGCUUCAUUCAGUGUUUUUACUUGUUUAAAUAACCUGGGGUCUAAAUUUCAAAUAUUGCAUACACAUGGAAUGCCUGAAAGAGGUGUAGGCCACUUCCCAUGGAUAAGUUGUGAUCUAUAAAAACAGACUUGAGGGGAGAAACUUUGACCCAUACUCAUGAACAUUUUGGAGACGGGAAAUUGGCGAUGCACAUGGUGAGGUGGACGCCUGAUUGUAGAAAUUGUCGAAUAUUUUUGGGCGCACGCCAUUUUUGGCUUUUGUCUGUAUGUACAUUUCUAGUAUGGAUCGUAUGCACUGUUUUAUACAUGAGACCCCUGGUUCAUUUGCUUUGGAGAGGAAGAGACCUCUGCGGUUGAUUCUGCUCCUGAUAAAAACCUUUUGAACGUCUGGAUCUUAAUUUAUCAGAGAUGAAAGGCAAGCACAAACUACCAGAUGCUGUGAGAGCAGCUGGUCUGCGACAUGCCAAACAGCAUAGGAAAAACAGUGAUUUGUAACACAAUGCCUUAUUCAGUGUUUGUACUGGUUUUAAUCAGCGGGUCGGUUUGUUUUCAAAAGAGAAGGAGACCUCUGUGGAUAAUUCAGCUCCCUAUAAAAACCUCAGAAACAAUGAACACUGGAGGAAUACUAACCAGGAGUUUCAUCCGGUUGCUAUCUGCAAUUCUCACUCCUAGAUGCCACUAAAUCCCCCUAAAUCUUACACACUGUUCUUUUAAGAGACUGACUUAAAAAACAAGUAUUCUUCAUAGCCGCACGCUCUUCUACUGUAUCUGAAAGUCCUCCAGACUGCAGAAAUAUCUACAGUGACUGAAAUCCUAUUUCA
Molecule: messenger RNA, 3527 nt
Organism: Epinephelus fuscoguttatus (brown-marbled grouper)
Lineage: Eukaryota; Metazoa; Chordata; Actinopteri; Perciformes; Serranidae
Product: neuromedin-U receptor 1-like
Exons: 4
Coding region: 187-1416 (409 amino acids)
Biological process (GO): G protein-coupled receptor signaling pathway
Cellular component (GO): plasma membrane
Molecular function (GO): neuromedin U receptor activity
Source: RefSeq, a predicted model, not a curated record